CUAGGGCUCGUGGACUGGUCCAGUCCCGCUCCUCCCGUUGCCAUGGCAGCCUGGCUACGGAAGCGCUCUGCGGCGCUUCCCUCCAGGUCCGCAGGGCGCCGCUCGGAGCCGGGCCGCGGGGAGCGGCUCCCUCCGUGCUGCUGAAGAUGGCGGACGGCGGGGAAGCCGCGGGGCAGCCGGAAGAGGCGGCGGUUGACGGGCCGCGGCGGGACAAAGGGCCCCGGGCUACUGCCCGGCCACCCACGGCCCGGGACUUACAGUUGGCUUUGGCUGGGUUAUAUGAAGAUGAAGUUAAAAGCAAGUUAUCCCAUUCUGACAGACCACCAGCUACAGUGGUCGGUAACCCAAGACUACCUGUUCAGAGUCUAAAAAUUGACUCCUUCAGAAGCUUGAGAAAACCAGAAAGAAGCAUGAGUGAUGACAAAGAAAACCAAAGAUUUUACUCAGGUGACUCAGAAUAUAGCGGACUACAGAUUGUUGGGCCUUCUGAUAAUAAGAAUCCCAGUAAAAUUGUUGAUGAACUUUUCAAAGAGGCGAAAGAACAUGGGGCAGUUCCACUGGAUGAAGCCGCAAGAGCCUCAGGUGAUUUUAGUAAAGCUAAAUCAUUUUCAGGUGGUGGAUACAGAUUGGGUGACUCAUCACGGAAGCGCUCUGAAUAUAUAUAUGGAGAAAAUCAGAAUGGGCAAGAUGUUCAAAUUUUGCUUAAACUGUGGAGGAAUGGUUUCAGUUUAGAUGAUGGAGAGUUGAGAUCUUACACAGACCCAACAAAUGCUCAGUUUCUUGAGUCUGUUAAAAGAGGAGAGAUUCCUUUGGAACUUCAACGGUUGGUGCAUGGUGGCCAAGUUAACUUGGAUAUGGAAGACCACCAAGAACAGGAAUAUGUAAAGCCUAGAUUGAAAUUCAAAGCUUUCAGUGGAGAAGGACAAAAGCUUGGAAGCCUCACACCUGAAAUUGUCAGUACACCUUCUUCCCCAGAAGAAGAGGAAAAAUCCAUUCUUAAUGCAACUGUUCUGAUUGAUGACUCCAUUGCAACAACUAAAAUUCAGAUUAGGCUAGCGGAUGGAAGCCGUUUGAUACAAAGGUUCAAUCAAACACACAGGAUUAUGGAUGUUCGAGAUUUUAUUAUCCAGUCCCGUCCUGCAUUUGCAGCAUCUGACUUUGUUCUUGUGACUACAUUUCCAAAUAAAGAACUAACAGAUGAAAGUCUGACACUACAAGAAGCAGAUAUACUUAACACUGUGAUUCUUCAACAACUAAAGUAACCUUGCACCUGUCAGUCCAAUAUAGCUUUUGUGGAUAGGUAAUGUGCCAAACUGUCAUACAAGGAUGCUUCCAGUGGUGCGGAGGGAGGGAAUCAAAUCAGCAUCUUCUUUCACUUGCACAGAUCAGUUUUGUUUUUAUUUCUGUUCUGUCUUCCAACGAUAGCAUAUUUGAAUCAGAUUUUAGAGUGAUUUCUCACCAAAUGUUUUUACAGUUUUAAAACUAAGCUUGUAUAAAUGGGUAUGUU
Messenger RNA from Caretta caretta (loggerhead turtle), 1507 nucleotides. RefSeq names its product UBX domain protein 2B (gene UBXN2B). Gene Ontology annotation, cellular component: cytosol; nucleus. Gene Ontology annotation, molecular function: ubiquitin binding. The record is from RefSeq and is a predicted model, not a curated record. Gene Ontology annotation, biological process: nuclear membrane reassembly; Golgi organization; membrane fusion. Lineage: Eukaryota; Metazoa; Chordata; Testudines; Cheloniidae.